UUCCCGUAAACGUCUCGGCCUAUUUAACAGACAAUAUACUUUGAUGAGUUAUUACAUAUAUUCAUUAAUUAUUACUGUAUGGCAACGACUGGCAAGAGAUUUAGCGCGGCGACUUCGGUGAUUAUAAGAAAAUGACGUUUUAAACCUCCAUCUAUUAUAACGUUUUGGAUCGAGUUUGUAAAGAAAAAAGAACAGAGCGACUCUUGAGGAUGAAUCAGACACAGUCUGACAGCCUCGUCCCCAAGGAAGGACCAGCAACGGAUAAAGAGCCCUUGCAGAGGAGCACACCUGAGCAGGAUGCUUUGGGAUAUUUUGAACAUUCUUUAAAGGGCAGAGAAGAAACUGAAGAGCAAGUGGAGUGCAGCGUUGGUGAGGCCAAGUGUCCAAUCACCACAGAGAGCGACAGAGAUGUUACCGCAGCCCUGCUGCCCUCAGGGGGAUCUCAGAGCCACCCCUACGCUGGAAGGGUGUCCGUUAGAGAAACCAACCAACAAGAGGAACAAGAGCCCUGCGUGGAGCAAGGGUCUAGUGAAUACAGAUUGCCAUCGAUGAAUGAGCCCUGCGUGGAGCAAGGGUCUAGUGAAUACAGAUUGCCAUCGAUGAAUGAGCCCUGCGUGGAGCAAGGGUCUAGUGAAUACAGAUUGCCAUCGAUGAAUGAGCCCUGUGUGGAGCAAGGGUCUAGUGAAUACAGAGAGCCAUCGAUGAAUGUUCACAACAAACUCUUCAGCAGCCUUCUCCCCUCCUCCUCGGCACAUCCCUGGAACCUGGGAACCAGUGCCAGCGAAGACCUUCCGCAUUUCAAUAUUCCCAAACCUGAUAUCCAUCUUUCCCAAAGCUGGAAUCCACCUUCUAUCAAAUCCAGUUUACCUUUGCUUCUCAAAAACCCAGAAGACAGUGAUGGUGAAUUGGAGAAUUAUCAGCAAUGCCACGAGCCAGGAUUAGUGGAUUCAAUGUUUCAAACGACAAACUUGAGCAGCCAGUGUGAGACGAUUUGUGUAUCACCUUCUGCUCUUUAUGUGAGAGUAUAUGAGGACCCAGUUAAUUUUUCCAAGAUGGGUACAGUAGAACGUGAAUUCCUUGACAAAGAUACUUACAAGAACCAGAAAGUCAGCCAGUACUAUGAUUCUGAUGUUAACAAAGAGGAAGAGCCUGAAGAACAACUAAAAGAACUGGAGUCAGGCCAUUCUGUGACAGGGGACGGAAAAGAUGCAGCCCCUUCAGUUCUCAGCCAGGAGACACCUCCAGAUAUCCCUCAACUAGAACCCACAGCAGUUGAAGAAGUUGUGCCUCGCACAAGUAAACUCUACCGACACCAAAGGGAACAUUUAACAGCUGAUCUUCAUCCAGUCGACACAGAUCAAGAUGAUGGGGUAUAUGAAGAGUGGCCUCGAGAUGUCGUUGAGCUGGACUUAUGUAUUUCAAACCAGUGUGUGGACCGCGGUGGUGGCAGUGAUGAAGAUUCACAGGCUGGUGAAAAAGCACACCAGGGAGUUGCAGAAGAAGGAAGCAGUAAAGCAGAGGAGGAAGCUGCAAAAGCCCCAAGGACUGAGGGUGAAAGCAAUGAGAACGCAUCCCCCAGGGUUGACCAAGACAGGGACCCCCUGCUCCAAGACGUUGGAGGCAGAAAGACAGCCUGGCACUCAGAACGUGGAGUUAGAGAGAGCCAAAGGGUUUCCUCUUCUGAGCCCUUCCUCAGGCAAUCGGUUGAAGAUGUUUAUGGGCAAAUCAUCAGGAAGUGUGGGGGCCUUUUCUUGGAUAUGCUGAGGGGAGUUUACCUGGCAACCUAUUCAAAGGACCAGUGCCGGUUCUACCUGCUGGAUUCUGGACUGGUUCUGUCCGAGGCAAGGGGGGAGAAGCGGUCUGACAAAGUCCUGGUCACAAUGAGAGACAACGUGAAAUUAGCUCUAACUCCAACAAGGUGCAGCGACUAUGAAUAUCCAAUAUAUUUCAUCAAACAACUGGAUGAUCACUGGUUCAGAGCCAUCGACAAGGUUACACAAGAAGUGAUGUUAGUGAAAAGGGUUUUAGUGACUUCUAAUUGGAGGAAAACCCUGGAGAACUUCCUGUUCCUCCAACCCCACCCCUUCAUCUUACUUCCUUACGCCGUUGUGUACGACAGGAAGGGAUUCAUCUACUAUAUCAUGCAGGAUCGGGACAUUAAAGAGUUUGGAGUGCAGCUUACAGACAGCUCCUUGAACAGAAAUGAUGUCUUUAAGCAAAGCCUGCAGUUCCUCAGGUUCUGUAAGGACUACCAGCUUCAGCCACAGGAUCUCCGCAGCAGCCUGCUCUGUACAUCCCAGGCAUGUCACCAUCUCCAAAGUUAAAACAGUUUGUUAAGAAUAAUCCUUUAUUCAAUGUCCUUUACCUUUUGUCUUACAGUGAGCCAAAUGAGUAAAGGAUUGCAAUUCCUGGUGAAAAUAUGUAAGCUAAAAUGCCUUUGCACAAAGACUAGUUUUUAUUUUUCACACAGAUUUACUGUGUUCAUUGAUCUUGUCUGCAGGGUGUGUACUUUGACCCCACGACCCUUGGAAAUAUGGAGGACUUGUGUUCGUUUAAAAAGACUCUGAGAGAGGCUGUCCAAGGAGUUUUUCAGGACCCUGCGCUGGAGGAGUGUGUUUGUGAGCGGGUGUGGAGGGGUGUGGAGGGGGAGGACUGCAGCCCAGCAGGCUUCAGGGACUACGAGGCUGACCUCUCCGACCACUGUACAACAGGACACACACACGCCUGGGAAAGCUUUAGCAAAUGAAAUAAGCAAUGAACUCUGAAACUGGGUGCUGUGGUUUCCUCUUGAGCAACAUAUAGCCUUAGAAAAAAAUGCUGUAUACUUAAACAGUAUUCUUACCAUGGACUGCAGUGAAACCCCACUCAGCAUUGUGUGGCAUUCAGAACGAGGGGUUAAUGUGAACAGACAGUCCAUUGUUCUGCUAUUGUUACGGUAAUGUUCUAUCUAUUUUAUUGGCUGUACUGAUAUUCUUAAUUCUACUCAGUUUAUUAGGGACAUAUGAAGGCAGGAGUUGCUGUUUAUUUUGCUUUUGACCAGCAGGUGGAGCGAGCGAGAGAGAGAGAGAGAGAGAGCGAGAGAGAGGAAUCAGAGCUCUGAUGGCUGAAGUUUUUAUUCUGGUGUUUGAGGAUUGUUACAUUCAUCCAGCGUUGCUCUCUAUACAUUAUUGGCACUUAAAUCAGAGAAGUAAUGAGCAACACCUUAGUGACAGUGAUUGCUUUUCCACUCACCUACAGUAUUAAUGGGAAUACAGUCAAUAGGUUUGUGCCUCCUUUUGUUAUCAUUGUUUCUGAUAAGGUUUCCCUGUAUCUGUAGUAAAAUCAUUUUUACUUACAUCUUUAAGUUAGUUUUGAAAUAUGAAGAUAACAACUUAUUAAUCUAAUUUUAUUAUUAAACAUUUCAGCAUACAAAAAGCCUUGUUACGUGAAAACUGCCAUGUAAGGCUCAGGCUAUGCUAAUAAAUUUGAAUUAGGUGACCCACUCAC
This is a messenger RNA of Polyodon spathula (Mississippi paddlefish), 3486 nucleotides long. RefSeq lists its product as uncharacterized. The transcript has 8 exons. Bases 210 to 2324 code for a protein of 704 amino acids. Lineage: Eukaryota; Metazoa; Chordata; Actinopteri; Acipenseriformes; Polyodontidae. The record is from RefSeq and is a predicted model, not a curated record.